UCGUUCCCUCCUCUUCUACAUUUCCCUCUUCCGUUUUGCGCCGCUUCAUAAAAAAACACACGAGGCUAUGGCUACUCAAAUCGGCCACAAACAGAUCUAAUGUGGUCGAUUAAAGCUUUGAUUAUCUCCUUGAUGAACCCUAGCUAUUGAUUUCAAAAUGAAAUUUUUGAUUUUUGGGGUUUACAAGAAGUGGAUUUUCUGAUGUUGGGAGUUUUCACGAUGCAUGUCGUCGUCGUGAAUGAAGGCGAUCUUCUCUAAUUCCGGUGUAGUCGACACUUCCUCUUUGUUCUAUUCUUCAGAGUUGACGGCUUGAUUUCUGGGUGUAGGGUUCAUACUACAAAAUUUCACCUCUCAUCCUCCGGAUCUACUCUAUAACGAAGUAAAGGUUAUUAGCUUGGAAAUACAUGUUGUUUUUUCACAUCUAUUCUCAUAAGACACGAUGCUAUGAUCUGUGGACAAGUUAUAAAGAUAGCAAUCUACAGACUUUGGUGUAUUGCUACUGAAUGGGUCAAGGGGAAACAGAUGGAGGAAGUCUUAGCCAUCAAGAACACUGAAAUUGCAAAGCAUCUUUCGCUUCCUCCGGUGAAGCUCCAUUGCAGUAUGCUUGCAGAGGAUGCUAUAAAGGCUGCCGUGAAGGAUUAUGAAGCCAAAAAAGCAAAGAAAUCUGGAAACGGUGAAGAAGCUGCAAAUGCUUGAAAUGUGAGGUCCUUCAUAGCUUGGUUUAAGAAUCACGUAUCUAUUAUUUCCAAUAACCCCCUCAGUGGUUAUGCUCAAUAACAUGUAUACAAUAUGAUGCUCGAGGAAAAGCUGGUGUAUAUAUUGAUAGUUUGUGGUUUGUGAUGCAAAUUUUGUGUGUAUAAAUUUAGUGAUUGUGGUUAGCUUUUUUCUGAAGCCACUGCCAAAACCUGAUUGUUUCACACGUCGUGUAUGUGUGUAUGUGUGAGUGUCGCGUAAUACUGAUGUGCUG
Messenger RNA from Asparagus officinalis (garden asparagus), 967 nucleotides. Its product is annotated as iron-sulfur cluster assembly scaffold protein IscU-like. The record is from RefSeq and is a predicted model, not a curated record. The transcript is spliced from 4 exons. Gene Ontology annotation, cellular component: mitochondrial matrix; cytoplasm. Gene Ontology annotation, molecular function: ferrous iron binding; 2 iron, 2 sulfur cluster binding. Bases 445 to 696 code for a protein of 83 amino acids. Gene Ontology annotation, biological process: intracellular iron ion homeostasis; iron-sulfur cluster assembly. NCBI's taxonomy places the organism in Eukaryota, Viridiplantae, Streptophyta, Magnoliopsida, Asparagales, Asparagaceae.